AUGAAGGGUUGCCGGCGACUGUGGGGUUUUCCAACAAGCACGGGUAUGGAAAAGAGAUGUGACUCUUCUUUUAGUGUUCCAUGGAUGAAUAAAAACGUAGAAGAGAUGAAGAAAGGUCGACUCAAACCUGUUUUUCCCCAAACCAUAUGGAGAAAAAGCCCUAGUUGGCUCAAUCUUCCGGGUCGAUUCUCCUCUUCUGAGAAAUUUCACCUUGCUCUCUUAGUGGAUUUUAAGCAAUAUGGAAGAUAACAUUCGCUCAUUCAAAAGACCCCAUAACCCCAUUUUUGAGAAUAAUAUCAAUAAAAGAGGCAAAUUUAGUGAUCAAUUUUCAGAAACCUCUAAUUCUUCAGAAACACUCUACCGAAUACUAUGCCACUCUAGAAAAAUUGGUAGUGUAAUUGGAAAAGGUGGAGUGAUAAUCAAGGGCUUACGUGAAGAAACUCAAGCUAAAAUCACAAUUGACGAUUCUAUCCCUGGAUCAGAAGAAAGAGUAGUCAUAAUACACAGUCCUUCAACAAAAAAGCCAGUAACACAUAAUGAUAUGAAUCUCCAGUGUGCUGCACAAGAUGCUUUGUUAAAAGUUCAUGAUAAGAUUCUUGAAGAAGAUAUAAAUAAUAAUGAAAAAUUGGUCACUACACGAAUUCUUGUUCCAAAUAAUAUGGUGGGGUGUUUAUUGGGGAAAAAAGGAGAUGUUAUUCAGAGAUUGAGAAGUGAAACUCGUGCAAAUAUACGUAUUUUGCCUUCGGAUCAGCUUCCUGUUUGUGCUUUGAGUAGUGAUGAAUUGGUUCAGAUAUCAGCUAAACCAGCUAUUGUAAAAAGGGCUCUCUAUGAAAUUUCUACCUUGUUACAUCAUCAUCCACGCAAGGACAACUUCAUUCCUUCCGGGCCCCACGGAUUUCAUCCACCUGGACCUCAAAUUACAAAUCUACCCCCGCCUGCCAGGUGGCGGGGGGAUUAUGACAGUGACCACUCAAGAUUUGGUGAUACUCCUGCUGAGUUUUCAAUGAAAAUUCUUAGUUCCACAGCAAAAAUCGGAGGGGUGAUUGGUAAAGGUGGCUCAAAUAUCAGACAAAUUCAACAAGAAACUGGAACUGAUAUACAUGUUGAUGAUGUGGCAGCUGACUCAGAUGAACGUGUGAUUUGUGUGUCAUCGUUUGAGGUCAGUGGUUUUUGUAAAGAGAUCAUUUUGGCUCUUGUGGUAUAUGGUUCUUUUCAGUUUUGGUCAAAGGGUAAAAUGGUCGUUUAAAAACGAGCAAGUUACAUUUUGGUUCCUUAGUUUUUUUAAAAAAGUUAUAGUAUUGGUCCUAAAUAGUUUUCUCUUGCAGUUUUGGUUUCUAUUUUUAAAUUUUGUAACAAACUGCUACCCGAGUUUUUUUAAAAAAUGGUUCUUUGAUAGUUUCUUCUUGCAGUUUUGGUGCCUAUAGGGACGAAAGUUGCAAGAGAAAACUAUUUGGGACCAAAACUGAAAAUUUUGAACAAAUUCAGGGACCAAAAAUGUGAAUCACUCUAAAAGGUUAACAAGUGAGUAUAGCUAGAUAUAACGACCAGGGACCAGAAUUGAAAAUUUUGGACAAAUCUGGGACCAAAAUAUAAAUUACUGUAGAAUAAGUUAACAAGUGAGUAGUUAGAUUUAAAGACCAGGGAGCAAAAUUGAAAACUUUGAAUAAACUUGGGGACCAAAAUGUAAAUUACUAUAGAAAAAGUUAACAAGUGAGUAGUUAGAUUUAAAGACCAGGGACCAAAGCUGAAAAUUUUAACAAACAUGGGGACCAAAAUGUAAAUUACUAUAGAAAAAGUUAAAAAAGCGAGUAGUUAGUUUUAAGACCAGGGACCAAAACUGAAAAUUUUGAACAAACUUGGGGACCAAAAUGUAAAUUACUAUAGAAAAAGUUAAAAAAACAAGUAGUUAGAUUUAAGACUUGGGACCAAAACUGAAACUUUUAACAAACUCGGGGACCAAAAAUGUAAAUUACUCUUAAUAUAGCAAAGAAGUGAGUAGUUAGAUUUAACAACCAUGGACCAAAAUCGAUAUGAAACAUCAAAAUAACAACCAAAAUUGCAAAACCGAUUCCAUUAGGGACCAAAAUAGAAAAUAAUUUUAAACCCAGGGACCAAAAAUGUAAUUUAUAUAAUUGUGAAUUGUUGGUGUGGAUUUUGUUAAAAUGGAUUUAGGAUUUGAGGAAUCCGAGAUCAAGAACGAUCGAUGCAAUUCUUUUUUUACAAGAGAAAGCGAGUGAUUACUCUGAGAAAGGAAUUGUUACUACUAGAUUACUUUUGCCAUCUAGUAAGGUUGGUUGCAUUCUUGGGCAAGGUGGACAUGUGAUUAAUGAAAUGAGAAGGAGAACAAAAGCAGAUAUUCGUGUUUACUCCAAACAAGAAAAACCUAAGUGUGCUAGUAGAGAUGAAGAGCUUGUACAGGUGUCUGGAAUUUAUGGUACGGUUAAAGAUGCCGUAGGUGAGAUUGCAUCAAGAUAUCGAGAAAGAUGUCUUCGUGAUGCAAAGCCUGAAGCAGAAUCAUCUCCUCAUCGUGGUCGCUUAGCUGGCUAUGAACCUUUUACGGGUAGUGGAAGGGUGUAUGAUGAACCACGUAGCUAUCCACCUCCUACAAGGGACUAUGAACUUUAUAGUCACUUAGCUCCUCAUAGGGACUAUGAGCCUUAUAGCCAUCAAGCUCUUGUAAGGGAUUAUGAAGGUGGUGGAUAUAGGGCUCCUAUUAGGGAGUAUGAAUCUAAUGACUAUGUUGCCCCUCGUGUGGAUUACCCUUCUCCUCUAAGGGACUAUGAGUAUGAACCUCAGGGUUACCAAAGAUUCUUACGUGGUGUGGAUAUGAAGAUGUCGAGUAGCGGUAGAGGUUUUUCUAUUGGGAAUGCUAGUGAGGUUAGUAUUUUGACUUUUCAGUUUAUUUUCUAUCAAGUUAGACUAAUAAUUGUGAAGGUGGAAUGAUACUAUUUAAAAUGAUCGUAUCAACUUAUUAAAAAAAAGAUAUUAUAUAGGAAAUAUACUUGAUUUGAUUCCGAAAGGGUUUCUCUACUUUAGGGAAUAAUUCCUAACCAAAAGAACAUCCUAAAUGAAUUGCUAAUUAAGGAAUAAAUCAUAGUAAUAAUCUAAACAAGUUUUUAUUAUCUUAGUAAAGGAAACUAGAGCAAAUGGGAAACCUUUCUUCUUGAUACAUAGUGUAUCAACAUGUUUCUGAUUUUCAACUAUUGAUGGAUCCAACAGAGUUCAAGUAUCUCUUAUUUUACUUUUAACAUUUCGGACAAUGCAAGCAUGACAAACGACCUUUUAUGAAAUCGAAGCACAAUUAGCAUCAAAAUCGCAUAUGGAAAUCAUGAAAACCUCGAUCUACCUCAAGGUCAACAACAUCAAUUGACAUCCCUUUUGAUGUUUCCAUUUUGUUCUCAUUAACCUAUGGGGUCUUGCGGAUUUUAGGUCAAACCUCUUUAAAUUUGUAGCUAUAUGAACUUUAGUUUCACUAAGAGGGUGUUUAGGAUUGCUUUUCAAAAUAGCUUAUUGACUUAUUGACUUUUUUUUGGGUAUUGCAUAAGUGCUAUUCAAAAUGGCUUUUUGGCAUAACGGAAUCCUGACUUUUUAAGUAUUUUUGGCUUUUUAACUGAAAAUGGCAAUACUACCCUUAAUGAACUCUUUCACUUUCUUAUUCUUUCUUCCUUUCUUUUUCCAUGCCCUUCUUAGUCAUUUUACUAGUAUAAAGCUUUUUUCCACCGCAAAAGCUAAUCCAUUUUUUUCAUUUUCUUUUCUACCAUAAUAAGUCAAUAAACACUUUUGCCCAAAAACACUUUUGAAGUUCAAAAAACAAUCUCAAACAUCGCUUAGUUAUCAUGUAGAGUUUAAAUACACUUAUUGGUUAUGAUUCUGUACACAAGAUUCAUUUGAGAGUGCAUCAAUCGCGGUCUGCAAAUUGAAAAAGGGUAUCCAAUUAAUCAUAGGAAGAUCUGCUAUGCUCGCGGUGGAGUCAUCUUGAAAAAUUGUUAAAUAUAUAGGACUUCAUUGCUUUUUAUGUGAUGUUUACCUCCCUCAUCCCAUAAUUGGAAAAGUUUUUCUUCCUUUUAGCUGUGGGUGAUAAAACAUUAUUUGCACUUGAAGAUCGCUUAACACUAAAUAAAUUGAUAAACAUGCUUGGAGAGACUAUGUUGGAGAAAGUACAACAUAAAUUCUUUCAAGAAUCUUUAAAUGAAGAACGACAUUCAUUCUUGCAUAGGAUUAUCAUGGUUAAUGCUACGAUAACCCUAUCGAUGUCAAUCGCUUUCGGUUCGCAUUCGGUCUCUUUGGGUGGUAAUGGUGUACGGGGGUUAGCCCAUACAUAAAGACAAUACGACAUUAAAAUUAGUCCGACUCAACUCAACACAACUCAAGCCGGUUCUCUUUAUCGAAUGCAAACCAACUAUGCAAACCUAGAAGCAAUAUAUAAUGGAAAGAAAAUCACCCUUACAAAUCCUUAUGCAAUAUCCUAGGAAACACGAAAAGGAUAAUACUAUUAUAUUGGAGGGUACUACCCUUGCAACCUAAGGAUAACUACAUAACCUUGUUAAAGAAGCAAGAAACCGCACCAUCUCAUCUAUAUAUAAGAACAUCGAUACACAUUGGUAAGGGCCAUAACUUUGGCUAAUGGAAGAGGCACAUUAAGGAUUAUGUGUAUCGGACAAAAAGUACAUGAACCAUUGUUAGAGCAUAAAUUUGAAAAGAUGAUGGAAAGGAUAAGUUUAUUGGCUAUGAUUUAGAUAGGAUCGAUAAAAGAGUCAAGACCUUUAGUUGGAUACUCUAUCAACCAAUUAUUUGCUAUGGAUAGAUUAUCCUAAAGUGUUGAGAACCAAAGACAUCUUAUAGUGGAAGCAUAUGUUAUGAAGGAAGAUAUGAGUUUAUUUGAAAAGAACCAAGAACUUUUGUCUCACGGGAAAAAACAUUAUAAAAGAAGUGGGCGUUCAAGAAUAACAAGAUGACAACAAGAAGUGCAAGGCGAAAGUGGUGCUUAAGGGUUUUCAAUUGUAAAGUGGAAGCAUAUGCUAUGAAAAGAGGAGUCGAUUAUAACAAGAUCUUCUCCCCGGUGGUGAAAAUGAUUGGGUAUUUUGGUUGCAGAAGAUUUGUAUAUGGAACAAUGAAAUAUCAAGAAAACAUUCAUGCAUGCACUCCAAGAAGACAUCUAGAUGCCGCUACAAGACAAGCAAUAAGAAAAGUUGGGGUGUAAACAGAUGAAAAACAUGUAUGGGUUAAAGCAGGCACACGUGCAACAAUAGUUGCAGUUUGAAAGCUUUAUGUAGAGGAAUGGGACAAUAGGUAUAAGAAAUGUGGAUGUGGAAUGGGUCACUUUUGUUUCUCUUUAUGUUGAUGAUAUAUGUUAAGAAUGUUGCAUAAAGAAAUUCAAUUCCUUUUAUGUUGAUGAUAUGUUGUUACGUAAAGAAAUUCAAUCCGUCUUAAAUUAUAAUAUUGUCAUAUCUUUUGGUGAUAUGUUGGUAGUAGGAUCAAACAUUUAAAAGAUUCAAAGAUGAAAGAUUUUGAAGCUUUUAAAGAAACAAUCACCGUAGACAAAUGAAGAUUAUGAAUAGACGACUAAAGUUCCUUAUGCAUCAAUAGUAUUUAGUUUAAUGUUUGUUAUGGUAUGCACCAGAUAAGAUAUUGCUCAUGCAAUGAAAGUUGCUCGUAAGUUCAUGUCAAAUCCUGAAAAAAG
Lactuca saligna is the source of this 5680-nucleotide messenger RNA. The record is from the annotation of a GenBank genome assembly. Lineage: Eukaryota; Viridiplantae; Streptophyta; Magnoliopsida; Asterales; Asteraceae.